Erigeron canadensis is the source of this 712-nucleotide messenger RNA. RefSeq names its product glutaredoxin-C13-like. Bases 139 to 447 code for a protein of 102 amino acids. The record is from RefSeq and is a predicted model, not a curated record. NCBI's taxonomy places the organism in Eukaryota, Viridiplantae, Streptophyta, Magnoliopsida, Asterales, Asteraceae. The transcript has a single exon. Gene Ontology annotation, cellular component: nucleus; cytoplasm.
CCUCAAACUUCAACCAAAUCCCAUAUCUUCCUCAACCCUUCCCCUACUCUCCUUGACCAUCGGAUCAAUAUUCAAAUUGAAUUUGAUCCGCCUGGUUUGUGACACUCGAGUUUCAUAUUUUAACACGUGACACUGUUCAUGGACAAGAUACAAGCAUUGACGUCUGAUAAUGCGAUCGUUGUUUUCACCAAGAGCAGCUGCUGCUUAUGCUACGCAGUGACCAUUUUGUUCCGAGAACUUGGGGUCACACCACUGGUUCAUGAGUUAGACAAUGAUCCUGAGGGCUGGAAGAUUGAAAAGGCUCUUAUGAGCCUAGGAUGCAGUUCCCCUCCUGUGCCAGCUGUAUUCAUAGGGGGUGACCUUGUUGGGUCCACCAACGAGGUCAUGUCACUCCACCUCAGAGGCAACCUCAUCCCAAUGGUCAGGCCAUACCAGACACUCGCCUAGAGUAUCUAAAAUGUAAUCUGAAGAAAUAAGUUUGGGUCAGGACCAUCACUGGUGUAUGCAGCGCGCAGUUUGUUUUACUAUUUGCUUAGGUCUAAUUAGUGUAAAUGUAGAAUAAUACUAUCAGUAGCUUUUAGGUUAUGAUUUUAGGUGUUUUAUUUGAUCAUUUCAAAUGUGUUUGAUGAAAGGACAUGGUUGUCCUUGAUAUAAAUGUGAUUGUGAAGUUUAUAUAUAUAAUGCACUCGACCGUUAUAUAUAUUUGCAGCAA